Molecule: messenger RNA, 1995 nt
Organism: Numida meleagris (helmeted guineafowl)
Lineage: Eukaryota; Metazoa; Chordata; Aves; Galliformes; Numididae
Gene: GPR89B
Product: G protein-coupled receptor 89B
Exons: 14
Coding region: 201-1577 (458 amino acids)
Biological process (GO): intracellular pH reduction
Cellular component (GO): Golgi cisterna membrane
Molecular function (GO): voltage-gated monoatomic anion channel activity
Source: RefSeq, a predicted model, not a curated record
UCAGCUUGCCGCCUCUCCAAGGCAACACGCUGAGGUGAAGCCGGCGCGGGGCGGGGCGCACGCGUAAGGCCCCGCCCUGUGCACGGGAAGGGCGGCGCUCCUCGGGGCUGGGGCAGGGCGCUGCGCCGGGCCCUGCGCCUGCGCACUGCAACCAGCGGCACGAGCGCGGGCUGGCCGUUGGCUGCGGCGCGGGGCCCGCCAUGAGCUUCCUCAUCGAUUCCAGCAUCAUGGUCACCUCCCAGGUACUCUUCUUUGGAUUUGGAUGGCUGUUCUUCAUGCGCAAGCUGUUCAAGGAUUAUGAGGUGCGGCAGUAUGUUGUCCAGGUCAUCUUCUCUGUGACUUUUGCCUUCUCUUGUACUAUGUUUGAACUCAUCAUCUUUGAGAUUUUGGGAGUGCUGAACAGCAGCUCUCGAUAUUUUCACUGGAAGCUGAACCUGUGUGUCAUUUUGCUCAUCCUAGUCUUCAUGGUACCUUUCUACAUCGGUUACUUUGUUGUGAGCAAUAUCAGAUUAUUGCACAGACAGAAACUGCUUUUUGCAUGUGUUCUGUGGUUGACAUUUAUGUAUUUCUUCUGGAAGCUGGGGGAUCCAUUUCCCAUCCUCAGCCCAAAACAUGGAAUCCUGUCUAUAGAACAGCUCAUCAGCCGCGUGGGCGUGAUUGGGGUGACACUCAUGGCUUUGCUGUCAGGAUUUGGUGCUGUCAACUGUCCGUAUACUUACAUGUCCUACUUUCUCAGGAAUGUGACAGAUGCGGAUAUUCUCGCUUUAGAGCGACGGCUCCUUCAGACCAUGGACAUGAUUAUUAGCAAGAAAAAAAGGAUAGCAGUUGCUCACAGGACAAUGUUCCAGAGAGGCGAAGUACACAACAAACCCACUGGCUUCUGGGGAAUGAUAAAAAGUGUUACAACAUCUGUUGCAGGCAGUGAAAGUUUGCCAGAUCUGUCUCUUAUCCAGCAAGAAGUGGAUGCCCUGGAAGAGCUGAGCCGGCAGCUUUUUCUUGAAACUGCUGACCUGCAUGCAACAAAGGAGAGAAUAGAGUACUCCAAAACUUUCCAGGGAAAAUACUUUAAUUUUUUGGGUUACUUUUUCUCCAUCUAUUGUGUCUGGAAAAUCUUCAUGGCAACCAUCAAUAUUGUGUUUGACCGUGUGGGGAAGACGGAUCCGGUCACAAGAGGAAUUGAGAUCACUGUAAAUUAUUUGGGAAUCCAGUUUGAUGUGAAAUUCUGGUCUCAGCACAUUUCCUUUAUUCUUGUUGGAAUAAUCAUUGUCACCUCUAUCAGAGGCUUGUUAAUUACACUUACAAAGUUCUUCUAUGCCAUUUCCAGCAGCAAGUCCUCUAAUGUUAUUGUGCUGCUUUUAGCACAGAUCAUGGGUAUGUAUUUUGUAUCGUCAGUGCUCCUGAUUCGGAUGAGUAUGCCUCUGGAGUAUCGCACUAUUAUAACAGAAGUCCUGGGAGAGCUUCAGUUCAACUUCUAUCAUCGCUGGUUUGAUGUGAUAUUCCUAGUUAGUGCACUGUCCAGUAUUCUCUUUCUCUACUUAGCACAUAAACAAGCUCCAGAAAAGCAUAUGGCCCUCUAAGUAAGGGCUGCAGUCACGCACUGCUCUUGUGUCCUUUCUGCUGGACUGUUGUGACUCUUGUGGACUGCAAAACUUGGAGAGCUGGGACAGUUCUGUGUGUUCCAGCGAUGUAACUGGCUCUUUGAACUUCCAUGUCUGCAAUCAAGCUCUGUGGCUCAUUUUAAGGUGCUACAGCUUGAAGGAAAGGGAAUGCACAUAUUGCCAAGGAAUAAAGGGAAUUUGUGGUACACCAAUAUCUGGGGGGCUGUAAGCUGUCUGAGGUAAGGCAUCCUGGAUUUAGAAGAACAUCUUCAGAGAACGCAUAAAGGAAAUGUGAUUUUUCUUUUGAAAAGCAACUCAUAAUUGAGAUUUAGAGGAUGGUAAUUUUGGAGCUGAAUGUGAGAGUCUGUGGAAUUAAAGAAGCUUUUGUAAUACCUCA